Molecule: messenger RNA, 3745 nt
Organism: Labrus mixtus (cuckoo wrasse)
Lineage: Eukaryota; Metazoa; Chordata; Actinopteri; Labriformes; Labridae
Gene: cbx2
Product: chromobox homolog 2 (Drosophila Pc class)
Exons: 5
Coding region: 67-1650 (527 amino acids)
Biological process (GO): negative regulation of transcription by RNA polymerase II
Cellular component (GO): PRC1 complex; heterochromatin
Source: RefSeq, a predicted model, not a curated record
GAUUGGCUGGCAGCGCCUCUUGUCUUUUUGAUAAAGGGAUUCUUACUCGGGGCGAAGAAGGCAGACAUGGAGGAGCUGAGCGCGGUGGGGGAGCAGGUUUUUGAUGCGGAAUGCAUUUUAAAUAAACGACUGAAAAAGGGGAAGUUGGAGUUUCUGGUGAAGUGGAGAGGAUGGUCAUCCAAACACAACAGCUGGGAGCCCCAAGAAAACAUCCUGGACCCGAGACUGUUGGCAGCAUUCAACAAGAAAGAGCAAGAAAAGGAGCUUCUGAUUCGCAAGAAAGGGAAAAGACCAAGAGGAAGGCCACGGAAAAUAGUAGAAAAUGUGCCUGAGGAUACAAAGCCAAGCAGCUCUUCAUCUGCCUCCUCCUCCUCCUCGGACUCCUCAUCCUCCUGCUCGUCCUCAGACUCCUCCUCGGACGACGACGACGACGACAGCAGCAAUGUGAAACAGGCCAACCCGACCGGCAGAACACGAGACCUCCACCCCGUCCCUCAGAAGAAGGCGCAGAUUGUGGUGGCGAAACAGGAGCCGCCCAAAAAACGAAGCAAGAAACCGGACGUGAAGGAAUUCCAACAGAGCAAGGGCGCGCGCAAAACCCUGAAGGGGUCUAAAGAUUCUGAUCUUCCAGGAGUGAUAAAGAAGCCCGUUCACCCGGCGAGCUUCACCUUCAUGGGGUUCCAUCGGGGCUCGCCUCGGGAUACAGCGGCUGGUCAGAACAGGGGCUCUCUGACCCAGGGAGGGGCGGUUAAAAGCUCGCAGAGUUCUGUGGUUUCCGGGAGGUCAGUCCAACCCGCCGCCUCCCCCUCCAUGAACAAAUCAAGCCAGAGCAGGAAUGUCAGCGAGGGUAAACUGUCUGUCUCUGGUGUGAACAGCGGGACGAGUCUGGAUUUGAAAGCAGCUGCGAGUAAAUCAAAAGGGGUAGCAGCUUUGAAUUUAAAUACUUCCAAACACCCCAUUCAAGGCACCACUCAGCACACUCUAAGUUCCCCCAAUGGACAAAAGAAACCGCAGACCCCUGUGUCAACACUGCAGCGGAUACCCAAUACUAAAGCUAUGGCGUCCAUACCAUCCAAGACCGCCUAUUCCAGUCAAGGUUCUGGUCUUCAGCCUCUCAACCUUCAGAACAAGCUUGUGCAAAGGAACAAUGCUCCUGGGAAUGGAACUACUCCAGGAUCAGGUCUGAGAAAUGCUACAAAUCCAGCAAGAAAGACUACCGUAGCGCAAAAUCAGGAGUAUAAUCUUCCUAAAAGUCCGGCGACGCCUGGGCGAUUACCCACCAGGAAGAACCAGCCCGGAGCGGACAAAGUCACAGAGACGACUGAAAUCCAAGGCAAGCUGGAGAAGAGCGGCCUGCAGAAAUCCACCACGGAGAUCCAGAGCCAGCGGGAGAGAUCGGCCUCCAAAGACGGCAAGAACGCCAAAAUGAACGACAUGAGCACGGGCGAGGACGAGAGCAGCUCGGACUCGGACCAGGAUUCUUCCUACACCGGGCAGGAUCGCGCAGGGGCGAUCCAGAACCAGGACUGGAAGCCGACAAGGAGUCUGAUUGAACACGUGUUUGUCACGGAUGUCACCGCUAAUCUGGUUACCGUCACAGUCAAGGAGUCGCCCACCAGCGUGGGAUUCUUCAGCAUUCGUAAUUACUGAAACUGCAAACCAGAUGGGCUUUGAAGCGUACAGAGUGGUGUUUUUUUUUUUUUUUAGAUAAACCUUCUGCUGGAAAAUUCCCGAGGAAUGCGUCAAGGAAUGGAAGUUAAUUUUGCUCUUGGACUCGUUUCAGUCAAAUAGCUAUUUGAAGGUUAAGAGAAUGGGCUGGACAUCCGUGAUUGUGUUAAUUUAUUUGCCCGUUUCUGCAUACUUUUACCCCCAAAGUGGCUGUAGAAGAAGGACACUACCCAUCUGCAUUUGGGUCCUACCUGCUCGCCUCAAAAGAGACAAUUCUUUGUGGUUUCAGCGGGUCCAACAUUUGUUUCGUCACUGGCAUCCUGGAGAAUCGUAAAUGAUUCUUCAUAUUAAACAUUUUUAUAGUAUAAACUAGCAUUCAUACAUUCCUUCCGGUUCAUCUAUUGUGUUUUAUUGUUGAAAGGUGAUCUAAUGAAGAAAAUAUGGAAGGACUGGUUUAGUGUGUUUUUAAAUCGGUAGAAAACAUUUAGCUCACAAUGCGUCAAUGUUUUUAAUCCAAAUCACUCGAUAGCUAAUGUAGACCAGUUUUUUUUUAUUCUUGGUAUAGUAUUGUUUAUUGAUAAGUUAGCUACCUCUUUUUCCUACGUCUGCUGCAUAUUCAUUUCUCGUGGGAUUGGGAAACCUCUCCCUCCAGGGUAUAUAUCACUGUGUCCUUUAUAGUAUUUUUUAUAUAGCUCGAAAUGUAUUGGACUUCCGUUUCUUGUUUAAUUACCAGCGACCAACUCGAUCGGCAGCCAGGCAACGGAUUCUUUAGUGUCAUGAAAAAACUCAAUUAAAAGAGACUGAUUGAUUCUAACUGAUGAGUACCCUACUCAACAUAUCAACAGAACAAUUGGAUUGCAAAGUUCAGCACGUUUGGACAGGACCCGAUAUCGCUUGGGUUUUUCCAUCAUGAGGAUAAGACUCCUGUCCUUGCAUCACUUUGACCUCCAGGGUUUUCACCAGCAACGUUUCUCUUCUCAGACGAUAUACCUGUUGAUGCCUCGCCGUCAAAGCGUCCCAUCAGCCUUUGCGUUGGCUUCAGGCAUCUGCUUUGAAGUCAUUGUGGGGAAAGGGUUGGGCGUGGACAAAGCCCUGACAAUAAAACGUUGGGCAUUGUUUGUAACUGACCACAAGACUCCAGAUGUCACUCUGUAUGCUGCUUGGGCGUAUCAAAACAAAAUGCCAUGUUUGUUUUUUUUGUGCUUGCAGCAGCUGCAGAUGUCUCAUUUCACCACCAACCACCCACCCACCCACCCACCUGCCUGCCUGCAUGGGUACAAGAGCUGCAGGCCUGGCCCUCCCAGAUAAAGAGAGAAAAAAAAUGUUUUUUUUAUCUGAUGUGACGGAAAAGAAACCGCAACAAUGUGCGCUACUUUCGGCUCCCACGAGAGGAGUUCAGCAACCAAGCACUUCGUACUGAACUCUUCUGUCUGCCCCUGUGCCUUUCUUCUUCUCAGAGACUAAACACACAAAAAAAGGCAUUACCCCAAAGAUAGCUAGAAUUUCAGGUCGUUCAAUGGGAGAGCCCCCCCCCCCCCCCAGAGUAAAGCACGGAGACGGACCAUCUUUAUUUUCUUAGCCGGGUUGCUGUGACCCGGGAAAAAAAAAAAAAGUCUCGUCGGUAGACUAAACAGGAAUGCAAAGGGCCGGACAAACACCUGAUGCCUUAUGGAAACAAUGCGCCUUACAAAAAGUUCUCAAGGUAGUUCCCAUUUCGCACUGGCCAAAAACAACAGAAGUGCUUUCUCAUCUUAAAUGAGCUGCAGAUAAAACUGCACAGGAUUUGGAUGUUUCUCUUCCAAAUGACAUCAGAGGUGAUCAUCGCCAUGGGUUACGGCAUUAGACUAUGGUUUUUAUUGAUUCUACUUUUCUUAACUGACGGGGGGGUGAAAAAAUGACCUUGGCCUAAAUGUGUUUCCCAGUUUUGUUUUAGAUCUACUAACCAUCUCAAGAGAACGUUUUCCCUCUUUACAAUCUAUUUAUUACACAUCAUGAGCCCUCCUCCAGGGUAAGACGGUGUCAUCAGUCCUUGUAUUGGGCCACAUGUCGAAAUCGACUAAUAAAUGGUACAACCUUU